AUGUAUUUGUCACGGAGAAAGAGACUUCAGUGGAGUCGGAUCCUGUUCUUUGUCUCUGGUGUUCUGUUGUGCUGUAUCUACCAGUUGAGUCUGAGGGCAAGGAUGACGGAGCCCUGGCCAGAAGCUCAGAUUGCAGAGUACCCAGAGGAAGAGAAGAAGCCUUCAACUGAAACUACCACGCCAGUGGUAGAAGUACUUAGCCACACUGUGGUGGAGAAUUUCAUAGAGAGAACAACUACAGGAACAACUACAGGAACAACUACAGAAACAACUACAGCAACAACUACAUCAACAAUUACAGCAACAACUACAGCAACAACCACAGAACCAACCACAGAAUUGCCCACAUCUACAACCACCAAUCGGACUAACCUCAGGCAAUGCAUCUAUGUGGACCCUGAACCGUCCAAGACCACCGUAGCACCCGCACUGACCCCUUUUCCCAACACCACCGCCCCCAUGCCCAACACCACCUUCUCCUCCCCCGGCAGUGCCCCACUCAUGAAGGGUGAGUAUCCCAAGGACUUGUUCUCGGUGGAGCAGCGGCGACAGGGCUGGGUAGCACUGCACAUCUUUGGGAUGGUCUACAUGUUCGUGUCCCUGGCCAUCGUCUGUGAUGAGUUCUUUGUGCCGGCCCUGGGGGUCAUCACUGACAAACUGGCCAUCUCGGACGAUGUGGCGGGAGCCACGUUCAUGGCCGCAGGGGGUUCGGCUCCGGAGCUCUUCACGUCCCUGAUCGGGGUCUUCAUCGCCCACAGUAACGUGGGCAUCGGGACCAUUGUGGGCUCGGCCGUCUUCAACAUCCUCUUUGUCAUUGGGAUGUGUGCCAUCUUCUCACGGGAGAUGCUCCACCUCACCUGGUGGCCUCUGUUCCGGGAUGUGUCCUUCUACAUCCUGGAUCUCAUCAUGCUCAUCAUCUUCUUCCUGGACAAUACCAUCAUGUGGUGGGAAAGCCUGAUGCUGCUGAUGUCGUAUUGUUCCUACGUCCUUUUCAUGAAGUACAACGUGCAACUGGAGCAAGCCUUCAAAGGGCAGCUCAGCAAACACAAAAAUAUUAUUAAAGUCUUCACUGUGGAGGAGCCAGAGAAGGGCAAUGGAUCUAGACCUGCUGGGGACAAUAAACCUGAAAACCAAGAGGCCAAGAAUCAUUUAUUGUUGAAGCCUCCCCUGCAGAGAGGGGGCAGCUCUGCCUCCCUGCACAACAGCACCAUGAGGAGCACCAUCUUGCAGCUGAUGAUCCACAGCCUGGACCCACUUGGGGAAGAAACUGCCUUUAAUGGGAAAUUAAAGGCUGGGAGGUCUGGCCAGGGGAAAGUGAAGUUUAAGGACAAGGCUGAAAUCCUGAACAACAUGGCUCAGCGGAAAGAAGGGGGAAAGGAAGAAGAAAAGAAAGAAGAUGCGUCCAGUAAACCUGAGCCCCCAGCCAAGGAGGAGGAGAAACCAUCGCAGGAGGAAGGAGAGAAGGCCCAGGAGGGAGCGGGCUCAGGGGCGCCAGGGGGGGCCGGGGGGUCCGAGGGGUCCGGCAGCAGCAGUGAAGAUGACAGCGAUGACGACAGCGAUGACGACAGUGAGGAGGAUGACGAAGAGGAUGAGGAGGAGAGAGAAGAGCCCCUGUCACUGGAGUGGCCGGACACAGGGCGGAAGCAGGCCACCUACCUCUUCCUGCUGCCCAUCGUUUUCCCUUUGUGGCUGACCAUCCCUGACGUCCGCAAUGCGGCCUCAAAGAAGUUCUUUGCAGCUACCUUCCUGGGCUCCAUAAUGUGGAUCGCUGUGUUCUCAUACAUGAUGGCGUGGUGGGCACACCAGGUGGGGGAGACCAUUGGAAUCUCUGAGGAGAUUAUGGGCUUGACCAUCCUGGCAGCGGGGACGUCUAUCCCCGACCUCAUCACCAGCGUCAUCGUGGCCCGCAAGGGCCUGGGCGACAUGGCUGUGUCCAGCUCGGUGGGAAGCAACAUCUUCGACAUCACAGUAGGGCUGCCCGUGCCCUGGCUCCUGUACUCCAGCUUCCACGGCCUGCAGCCCGUGGCCGUGAGCAGCAACGGACUCUUCUGCGCCAUCGUGCUGCUCUUCCUCAUGCUCCUCUUCGUCAUCCUCUCCAUCGCGUUCUGCAAGUGGAAGAUGAACAAGGUGCUGGGCUCCACCAUGUUCCUGCUCUACUUCAUCUUCCUGGUACUCAGCGUCUUGCUGGAGGACCGGAUCAUCAUCUGCCCCGUGUCCAUCUGA
This is a messenger RNA of Anguilla anguilla (European eel), 2223 nucleotides long. It is a transcript of the gene slc24a1, whose product is annotated as solute carrier family 24 member 1. The coding region runs from base 1 to 2223 and encodes 740 amino acids. Gene Ontology annotation, cellular component: membrane. Gene Ontology annotation, biological process: long-term synaptic potentiation; long-term synaptic depression; calcium ion transmembrane transport. Gene Ontology annotation, molecular function: calcium, potassium:sodium antiporter activity; calcium channel activity. The transcript is spliced from 10 exons. The record is from RefSeq and is a predicted model, not a curated record. Lineage: Eukaryota; Metazoa; Chordata; Actinopteri; Anguilliformes; Anguillidae.